GACAGUUGCCACCACUGAGGUGAUUAACCAGUUACUGCACCACGUGGGAGCCAUGUGUAUCCACCAGCUGAACAUCCUGGCUUCCAGCAGAAACGUACCAAUAAGCAGCUUUCUGGGAAAGCAGCACCCAAUAGAGGCACAGCAUUUCAGCAGCAUCUGUGACAUCAUGGAGAAGGCCAUGGUCAACAAGGACACUUGCAUCAUCCGCUGUAUUCUUGUAGUCUUUCAGGUGGUGUUCACAUUUUUCUUCAACCCUCAAACGGAGCGGAAUCGAGAGACUGUGCGCCGCUCGGGUCUUCUACUAUGGCAGUUGUUGAUGGCACCAGUCGACCAGAUCGGCGCUGAAAUCCAAAAGGAGGUCUGCCUAGCAAUAAGCUCUGGAUUAAACACAUUGUAUCCAGGGGAGGCAGAAUUUAACAACUUGCUCAGAUUGGUCUUGACUGAAGGAGAGAGAAACACUGGUUUGUCUCGGCUCCGAGAUGUUAUCCUGACUAACCUAGCCAAUCAGCUACAGAACAACCGAUUUGGAAGUGAAGAAGAUGAACACUAUAGGCUGAACGAUGAGCUGCUUCACUAUAUCCUGAAGACCGUGGUUCGAGAAUCCUGUAUCCUUAUCACCAAGUGCCAAACAGUCGCCAAGGAUGACUUUCAGAAGCUUCUCUCCACUGUGCCAGUUGCCUCACCUAGCCUGAGAUACCUCAUGGCUGUCCAGAACCACCUUCUGAGCAACACGGUUUUGAUAAAACCUGACGAGCAUGAUGACAGUGACAGCUCCCUGCAGGGGGAAACAUUGAAGGAGCUGCAGACUAGCAUCUUAUCGCUUGCUUCCAAAAUCCUGGUGGGAUGUGAUGAGGUGUUGGAAACACUCCAACAGGUCACCAUUGCUAUUAUAAACAGUGACAUGUCAGACAGGGAGAACAGGUUAAAAGGCUUGGAACAAGUGACCAAGGCCACCAUUCUGGGUCACCUCCUGCCUGUUCUGCUGACUUCACUGAUGCAUCCCAACAUGCAGACCCUCAUCAUGGCAGAUGCACUCAUGCCACAGCUUGUACAACUAGUGCUCUACACCAGCCAGACUGCCCUACUGCUGAAGACUCAGUCUCCUGUCUUCUCUGACACAGCUGACCUGCCGUGGGGGAGUGCUGAGAAGGUUUCCUCGGCUGAGAGUUUCCGAAGCCUGGAGGAAAGGGAGGAGCCUGGCUUCCUCACAGGCCUAAAGGUCCCUGCACCCUGGGCUGCUGGGAAGACAGUGGAGACAGUCCAUCCAGUCAGGGACAACUAUAAAUUCAAAGAUACAGUGCACAUCCCCGGAGCUCGCUGCCUGUACCUGAGGUUCGACCCCCGCUGUUCAUCACAGUAUGACUACGAUAAGCUUGUGAUCUACGCAGGUCCAAACACGAACAGCAGGAAGGUUAUAGAGUAUGGUGGGAACACCCUGGGUUACGGCAGUCGCAGUGUUCUGGGGACGGGAUGGCCAAAAGACUUAGUCAAGGUGGAAGGGGACACGGUCACCUUUUCAUUUGAGAUGAGAAGUGGCCGAGAGCACAACACUCCAGAUAAAGCAAUGUGGGGGUUUUCCGCUACUGUCAGAGCACAGGAAUCCUCUGAAGAUGUGUGCGGGGGUCUCCCCUUCAUGGCUGACCUUGCUCUGGGUCUCUCAGUGCUCGCCUGCUCCAUGCUGCGGAUCCUCUACAAUGGACCUGAGAUCACCCGUGAGGAGGAGGCCUGCCAGGACCUGCUCCACUCUAAACUGCUGCAGAGGUGCCAGUGGCAGGUGGAGUCGAAUGGCGCCAUUUCCCCAGCUCUCACCCCCAGCCCCUCCCCCCUACCGUUGACCAUUGAUGAGGACCGUGAGUUCACCUACCCCUCCGACGUGCUGAUCCCCCCGCCAGGGCCAAUCACAGGGAGCUACUUCGACCUGCCCCGCAUCCGCCUGCCCCCUGGCAUCAUGGGCAGGCUCCGGGAGAUCUCAGGACGCGCACGCCCACAGUUCAGACCCAGCAUCAAGGAGGUGAUUCAGCCCGAUGUGAUGGAGGAGGUGAUAGUCUCUUGUGUCAUUAAACACCUGACCCUGAUCGAUGCCCUGCAGUCGCUCGUCAACUUCCAGUACCGUGAGGAGCACAGCGAGGAGUAUGAUCUGCUCUGCAAAAUCAUGGCUGAGACCUUCAAAAAGAUCAACGCCAUGGAACGACAGCUGCAGUGUGUGGCUGAAUUAGAGCAGAAGUGGCAGAAUGAGGUGGAAGAGGCCCAGCAGGGCAAGCUGGAGAACAAUUCACCCUUCUUCCACGACUAUCAUUUUUAUGAGAACAAGAUGAAGGAGCUGGAGCUGCUCUGCUCGCUGAAAGAGGUUGUGUUCGACUGCAGUGAUUUGGAAAAUGUUGUUCUAACGCUGAGAGAGAAGUUCACUCAGGAAGUGAACUCACUGAUACAGAAGGCUGCAAUUCCUCUGGCGAAAACGAAAGCUUUAGUGAAGAGCCUGAUGAAUCGGGCUGAGCUGCUGCUGCAUGUGACAAUUGCUGCACAGUCCAGGAGUUUAUCAGGGACCCCUGCAGACACGCCAGCCUGCAAGUCAGUCUCUGAGACCAAGGCCAUGCCUCACGCUGUCAAGCAACCCAUCUUCCUGCGCAGCAUGUCUGCGCCCUCUGACCUGGAAAUGAUUGCCAGUGAGGAUCUGGAGUUUAACAGAGGCAACCAAAGGAGGCGCCAUCACGCCACCAGUCACCGCAGCAGUUCCUUCACUCUGCUGCAGUCUCUGGCUAUCGAGGACAGCAGGGACAAGCCCACCUACAGUGUGCUGCUGGGGCAGCUCUUUGCUUUCAUUGGGACCAACCCCGACCAGGCGGUGUCUGGCAGCAGUUUCCUGUGUGCAGCACAGACGCGGUGGCGGCGAGGGAACACAAGGAAGCAGGCGCUGGUUCACAUGCGGGAGCUGCUGACCGCUGCAGUGCGUGUGGGAGGGGUCACUCACCUGGUGGGGCCGGUCACCAUGGUGCUGCAGGGUGGGCCCAGGAUAGAGGAGUUGACCUGCGGUGGCAUGGUAGAGCAAGUCCAAGAGGCCUUCGGAGAGACCAUGACGUCUGUAGUCUCACUGUGUGCCCGCUACCCAAUCGCUUGUGCCAACAGCAUCGGCCUGCUCUGCACGAUACCUUACACAAGGAGUGAGGAGAAGUGCCUGGUGCGCAGUGGUCUAGUACAGCUCAUGGACCGCCUGUGUAGCCUGAGUGGCCAACGAGACUGCAGCUCCAACGAGAAACAGACAAAGAAGCAGAAAGUGGCCACCAUGGCCUGGGCUGCCUUCCAGGUCUUGGCAAACCGCUGUGUGGAGUGGGAGAAAGUGGAAGGUCUCACAAGAAAGAAGGCAAGCAGUAGAACAUUAGGUCGAGGAGGGUUAACGGGUGCAGUGCAUUCUGGCCUGGCUCGUCAGGUGUCCAGCCUACUGACCAACCACCUGGCUCGUGCUACAGAGUGCUGUGGGAACCAAGCGGCUGGGAAUGAUGCCUUGCAGGACGUUCUGAGCCUCUUGAAUGACUUGUCAAGGAGUCACAUUGGGAAGGCUAUUCUAAGCCAGCCGGCCUGUGUUUCCAAGCUGCUGUCCCUGCUCCUGGACCAGCGGCCCUCCCCCAAGCUGGUGCUGAUCAUCCUGCAGCUGUGCCGGGCUGCGCUACCCCUGAUGAGCGUGGAGGACUGUGGGAACGUGGAGCUGCCACCUUGGAGCUACUCCAUUCAGACCCUGGACACUGACCAGGACGACCCCAGUGACCCAGCCUCCAAAAUCGCAUCCUUGCUGCUGGCCAAACUGGCAGACUAUGUUGUACCAGGUUGCCAGACUGUGCUGUCGCCCAGCUGUUCAGAGCCAGAAACCAGCCUCUCUCGAAUGAGCCCCAAGAACUCCCUGAAGAUGGACAAAGACGCAGAGGAGGAGGGCGAGGCCGUGGACGGCAAACUCUCCAUUUUCAUCCACAAACGAGAAGACCAGUCGUCCCACGAGGUGCUGCAGCCACUGCUGAGUAGCUCAGAGGGACGUCCAUUCCGACUAGGUACUGGGGCAAACAUGGAGAAGGUGGUGAAGAUGGAUCGAGACAUGACCAAGAGUGGGUGCUGUGAAGUGAUCACAGAAGAAGCAGUGGCUGCCCUCCGCAAGGCCACCAAGUGGGCGCAGUCUGGGUUGAUUGUGAGUGUGGGGCCUCCUGUCGAGAUCGUCAGCCAGGAAGCAGCCAGUGGACUAUCAACCGGGGAGAAGAAGAAAACCGCGCAGACCGCUGUCUGCAGGGAGAGGAACACUGAACUCUCCAGGUCUGAUCCAGUCCGGCCUUUUAUCAGUGGCCACGUGGCUAACAGCAUGGCAGCAGAAGUGAUUGCCUUGCUUCAUGGCCUCUUGACGGCACCUGAAACCAACACAGCUCAGAUUUGGACAAGCACUGCAGAAAAAGUGCUGUCCCGAGCCCUGAUGUUCAUCCCCCAGCUGGGGAAGUAUGCAGAGAGUAUCCUGGAGAACGGCAGCAGCAGUGGUAGGAAGCUGGCCAAGCUGCAGGCCAUUGCUCGCCAGGCUGUGGCAGCUCUCUGUGCGCUCGGCGGCUUCAAGGAGACCAUCAAGAUUGGCUCUGAGGUCCAGGUUGUGGGGAAAGGAAUCCUGGGCAGUGCUGGUGUGGUGAUGUCUAUAAAUGAACAAGAAGGCAUAGCCAUUGUUAAGUUUCCAUCUUCGGAUUACAGGAAGACCUGCAAAGCUUCCGAUCUUCUGACUGUUCCCAUAUCCCGUCUCAUUACUCCCAGAUCAGAGGCUCUGCCACUGUACAAGCUGUCGAUCACAGAGAAGGUGGUGCAGGCAGUUCAGUCCAUGCUGCUGCCUCAUGAGGGGAGCCUCUCCAUCCACACCUCUCUGCCUGCCACCGGCGACGGCUCCAGCCCUGUCAUGGCUGUGGUGCGGCUCCUGGCUGAGAUCAGGACCAGAGCCUGUUUGGUGAUGGCCCAGCUCCUGGAGGACAGCUCAUUCUGUGAAGAGUUCAUUCAGCAGUGCCCUGCUGCUGUAGAGGUGCUCAACCUAGUGGCACAAGAGUGUAGCCCUGGGGAGCGGCUAGUGGUGGUGGAAGCUCAGUGCGAGAGACUCCGGAUGCUGUACCGGGACUGUGCCCGUCCUCCUCCCCCACCCCUACAGACUGACAGGAGACAGCCCAAGGAGAUCACCUGGUGUCCGUCUCGAGUGUUCCCUCAAGUGCGUGCCUGCAUGUUUUCCUCACGGUUAACAUCCGUCACCUUCCUGGCCGACCCCAGCGCUGGAGGAGGCCUGCCUCGAGGGACGUUCAUCUACGCUACCUCCCCCAUACCUGUGCAGGCCCCUUCUUUCUACUGGGAGGUCGAGGUUGUUUCCUAUGGAGACUCGGAUGAUGACAGCGGACCAAUCGUUUCCUUUGGAUUUGCUACAGAAGCUGAGAAGAGAGAUGGUGCUUGGACCAAUCCAGUGGGGACUUGCCUAUUUCACAAUAAUGGGAGAGCUGUGCACUACAAUGGCUCCAGUUUGUUGCAGUGGAAGAGUGUACGUCUGGACGUGGCUCUGGUUCCUGGAGAUGUCGCUGGUAUCGGGUGGGAACGGACUGAAGGCACGCCUCCCCCUCCUGGCCAGGCUGCUAAGGGCAGAGUUUACUUCACCUACUGCGGGCAGCGACUCCCCCCCUUCCUGGAGGACGUGUCCGGGGGGAUGUGGCCCCUGGUCCACAUUCAGAAGAAGAAUACUAAAAUCCGAGCGAACUUUGGGUGCCGGCCAUUUGCCUACGCUGAGGGGCAGGCCCACAGGAACGCUGCUGACCUGUGUAUCGACCUGGCUGAGGAGAUCAGUGCCAACUUCGAAGCUCUGCCCUUCGCCAUGGCCUCUGACAGCGACGAUGCUGGUGCCAGCGUGGCCUCUGAUCCAGGAUCCCAUGGUCCGCCCUGCAAGAUAGCAGCCGUGGCCACAGCAAUACAGCAGUAUGACAGCGAUUCAUCCUGCUAUUACAAGGUUGAGCUGAGCUAUGAGAACUUAAUCACAUCAGGGCCUGAAUCUCAUCUCUCGCCCAUCGUCGAUGACGAAAGUGAUGAGGAUGAAGAUGACGACAUCCCGAGGGAGGACCACUAUGCUCUGCUGGUGAAGGCGUGGGAGACUAAGGUCUUCCCUACAAUCCGCAGGAGAUUCCGGAACGAAGCGGAGAGGAAGUCUGGACUGGACCAGAUCAAAGGAGCGCUGCAGCUGGGCAUGGUUGAUAUUGCCCGGCAGACCGUGGAAUUCCUGUAUGAAGAAAACGGCGGUAUUCCCAGAGACCUCUACCUUCCGACCAUUGAGGAUAUUAAAGAAGAGGCAAAUAAAUUCACAAUCGAUAAAGUUCGUAAAGGGCUGACUGUAGUAAUCAGGUCUCCAGAAAGUAACAACACAAACAGCAAUACAGGCGGGACUGCAUUGCCUAAGUUUGCCAUCAGAGGGAUGCUAAAGACCUUCGCCCUGCAUGGGGUAGUUCUGGAUGUAGACUCGAUGAAUGAGCUGGUCCAGGUGGAGACAUACCUGCGCAGUGAGGGGGUCCUGGUCCGGUACUGGUAUCCUAUCGACAUGCUGGAGAGACCGCCGGCUGGGUCCAGACGCACUGCAACUAAUGGACUCGUCACCAUGGACAGCACCAACAUCCAGAUCCACAGGGAGCUGCUGCGUGGUGAAGCCGCCCUGGCUAGGCUCUACUGCCGCAUGGCUCUGCUCAAUAUCUUCGCUCCGAAAUCCCCGCACACUUUCACUCGGCUCUUCCACAUCCCUGCCAUCCGUGACAUCACACUGGAGCACCUGCAGCUCCUGUCCAAUCAGCUGCUGGCUCCGCCUCUUCCAGAUGGUAGUAUCAGCUCCAACUCCAUCCUCCUAGCCCAGUCUCUCCAGCACUGCAUUCAGGGCCAGAGCUGCUCCCUGACUGACCUCUUCUAUCAGGGCAAUGCACAGCCAAUCAGAGAGUGGCUUACCGUGGCCAUAACUCGAGCCCUGCACCAAGGAGAAGAGAGCUUGUUGGACCUAACCAAACAGAUCUGCUCUUUCCUACAGAACGCUCCUGAGCAGUUUCCUUCUGAAGAGUUUCCCAUCACGGAGUCCAAGGUCAACAUGGAUGUCAACUUCCCCGGAGCUGCGUUUGUGGUGAUCUCAUGCAAGGAGAGCCAGACGGGAUUCCGCAAAGACUCUUCUCUGUACAAGGCACCUUGGGCUCGGGUGAUGGUUUACGGCCUGGGGCAUAAAGUGCGGAGGAACGGGCAGCUGAACCUCGUGGAAACCGUCUGCUACCCGUUAGAUGCCUCGCCCACAAAUACGGGCCUCACCCCACCACCCACAACCAAUCAGUAUCCAAGCAUCAUCAUUCCCACUGACAAGGUGCACGUCAAACUAGGGGUGUCUCCCCCUCCUGGUGCUGUGCUGCUGCUGCACUCCCUGCCUCUGGAGUUCCCCCUGGCCAUGGCUUUUGCGGAGCAGCUGCUGUCCUGGAAACUGGGCGACGGGGACGAGUGCUCGGAGGACGAGCUCGACACCAUCCCUGCCUCUGUGCUGCUGCAGGUCGUCGAGCUCCUCGGUGGGCUCUUGUGGACGACAGACCUGGCCGCCUGCAUCAAAGAGCUGGUCUUCCACUUGCUGUCUGAGCUCUUCCGCAAGAUCUACCACUUGGAGCAGCGCAAGAACCCCUCAGGUCUGUCCAGCUCCAUCGCUCUGCUGCUCAACCCCUGCCUGGCCGUGGUGAUGGCACUGCAGACCGAGCUCCGCAAGCUCUACGAUGAGGAGAUCCAGGGCUGGGCGACUGCUAGGGGGGACACAGCCACUGCAGGGGGGCUGGCUCUGGGAUCCGAACAGGGCCGCUUCUCAACCUACUUCCAUGCCCUGAUGGAGGUCUGCCUGGCCGUGGCAGAGGUGACACUGCCUCUCAACAUGAGCAGUGCUGCAGUGAGCGCCAUCUCCUCCAGCAGCGCCCCUACCCUGAGCGACUCUUCCUCCUCUUCCUCCUCCUCCCCAGGCCAGACCCCCCAGAGCCCCAGCCUGCUCUCCAAGCGCAAGAAGGUCAAGAUGAAACGGGAGAAGGCUGCAGCUGCUGUUGCUUCAGGAAAGGGGCCCCCUUCCUCCUGUGCUUCCAGACUCUCCGAGAGCGAUGCUGCCCUGCUCAAUAUGGGGGGAGGCAAGCCGGAAGACAUGCUGUGGUUCCACCGGGCCCUGACCCUGCUUAUGAUCCUCCGACACCUGGCUAACAAGGACCCACAAGUGACGAAGGGCCUAUAUGACGGCUUUGUUAUAUGCGCUCAUAAUAAAGAGCAGCUCUUUGGUAAAAAGCAGGCGAUAGGAUGCCAGAGGAGCCAAAGGCAGGCUGGGAAAUAUAGGUUUUAG
Messenger RNA from Polyodon spathula (Mississippi paddlefish), 8362 nucleotides. RefSeq names its product probable E3 ubiquitin-protein ligase HECTD4. The transcript is spliced from 52 exons. NCBI's taxonomy places the organism in Eukaryota, Metazoa, Chordata, Actinopteri, Acipenseriformes, Polyodontidae. The coding region runs from base 53 to 8362 and encodes 2769 amino acids. The record is from RefSeq and is a predicted model, not a curated record.